AUGCUAUCUUUUGAGCUUGAGCCCGAGCGCCAAGACACAAUCGCGGCGUACUGGAGGAAACAUCAUACGUGGCUGGCUUCGAAGGGUUAUGUGCUGCGCACUUCUUUGCGCGCGAGCUGGACCCCGGCGGCAAGUCUGGAUUUGGAUCCGCGGUACCUGCAGCGCGGAGUGGUCAUAGACGCGACUCGCGCGUCGGAUGGGAUGCACGUCGCACUCAAGCGCGUGUGCUUGGAUCGCGCAUCGGGCGAAGUUGAUCUGGCACAUUACUUCCAGGCGCUCAACGGAAAGUCGUUGCGUAACCACUGUACGCCGAUCUUGGACAUUCUACCGGUAGAUGGAGAGGAGAAGGAUGUGAUAUUGGUCAUGCCGCUCCUCAAGUCCUUCGACGAACCGUCGUUCAAGACCUUUGGGGAGGUCGUGGCGUUCCUGAGCCAAAUAUUCGAGGGAUUGGAGUUCUUGCACGAUACUGUCAACAUCACUCACGGUGAAUGCAUAUCGCGGCAUAUCAUGAUGGACGCUUCACCCCUCUACGAGCAUCCGUACGACCCGUCCUUCCCCACACUACGUAGAGAUUGGGCUGGUCCGUCCAAACCGCGAUCGCGCACUAGCCGACCGGUCCGGUACUACUUCGUCGACUUUGGCCACGCAAAGUCUACGCUUGCGAAGGCGGACACUGCCGAGGUGCAAGAGUUGCGUGCUGCCGAUAUCUACGAGCUGGGGAAUACCAUCCGCAAGGUCUUCUUCAAUCAAUACGACGGCUUCGAGUUCUUGUAUCCUGUGCUCGCAGACAUGAUGCAAGUCAACCCCUCUGAUCGACCCACCGCGCGCACACUAUUCCGCCGCUUCCUCAACGUCCGCGACUCGCUAUCAGAGUCCAAGCUUCGCGCACGGCUGAUCCACCGAAACGGCGAGCCUUUGCUCAGAAAGAUCGGGAAUGAUGUCUCCCACUGGCUCGUCACGGCUAAACGGUCGCUCGUCGGUGUACCGGCCAUACCAGACGCAUAA
Peniophora sp. CBMAI 1063 is the source of this 1005-nucleotide messenger RNA. The record is from the annotation of a GenBank genome assembly. NCBI's taxonomy places the organism in Eukaryota, Fungi, Basidiomycota, Agaricomycetes, Russulales, Peniophoraceae.